AUGGGCUUAACGGUGCUCGUCUGCAUGGCAGCUUUGUCGUCACUGGAGAGAGAAGCCAAAGAGAAUGUAUACGCGGUUUUGGACCCGCACAUUCAAUACGACAUUACGAUUAAUAAACACGGAGAACCGCCUAAAUACUUAUCGUUAUCAAAGCCUCUCACUCACCAAAGAACUCAUGCGUUCAAUCCACACAACGUCCCCGAUAAAGAAAUUAACAAUAAUGAUUACGAAAGAUUUUCCAGUUUCAAGGCUGGUCCUCCAAAAGCUAGAAGGUCAAGUAAUAGGCAACAUGAACGGGAGCAAAACUUUGUCUCCAAAACCAAUAACGAUAUAGAAUAUUCCAAAGAUCCAUUUUUUGGUAAAGCUAGAAAUACCGACUGCAAUCAACAUGCACAAAAGUACAACGAACAUAGAGAUUCCAAAAAAUAUUUAAGAAUGUAUGACAGAAAUAACUCUGGAAGAAAACAGAACGAUAAAAUACAUAAUGAUGGCUUUGAGAAGGAUUAUCAAAAUACGAAACGAUCUUCGAAUCGAAGUUGGAAAUCUACACAGAAAAUUGAAAGGUCCUUCGAGGAUUCUAUUGAAGGAGAUCACAUUAAUCGCGAAAAGGAGGUAGAUUUUAAGCCGAGACCAGGUAAAGUUAAGGAAAUAGCGUCGAGGUUUAAUAUGUGCAGUGGUGACAAUGUUCAAUCGUUCUCCAAGAAUCAAAGACCUAAACCGCUUCAGAGUUACGGUGACCAAGCGUACCUUGACCACGUGUUUCCUGAUGCUGUGGAAAUUUGA
This is a messenger RNA of Arctia plantaginis, 783 nucleotides long. The record is from the annotation of a GenBank genome assembly. NCBI's taxonomy places the organism in Eukaryota, Metazoa, Arthropoda, Insecta, Lepidoptera, Erebidae.